CCCUUUCAGCCGUGGCGAUGCCGGCCAGGACCUGCUCUCCUGGCUGGGAUAAACGCAGCACGAGCUGCGGCUGGGAGAGGGUUUAUUGAGGGAAUUGCUGGGGGAACUGAAAGGGCUGGUCAGGGCUGGGGGCGAGGGCAAAUGGAGGAUGGAGUCAGGGCUGUGCAUCGGUCCAGCCGGUCCCUGCCAGAGGGGCUGGAGGUCAGGAGAUGCCAGACUUGCUCGUGGCUCAUGGUUAUCCCCGAGGAAAGGAGAACAGCCAUCGUGUGGUCGUCAGCCCCCUGCUUCUCCCGGUCCUUUACGUUUCCAGCUCCCUCUGCUCGACGCUCCCUGCAGUAACGCCAAACUGCUGAUGACAUUAAACAAAUUAAUAUCGGGUUUAAAUAGCCUGCGGGAGGCCGGGCCAGGCGUGCGGGGCCAGCUGUCAAUCCCGGAUUAGCGAGUGCCCCGGCUAAACUUACUGCUGCUGUUAACGACCCUGACAGCAACACCCUGCCCGGGGCUCUGCCAGUGCUGCCCCGGUGCCAACCGAGCCGGAGUGAAGUCUGGGAGAAAGAUCCAUGCUGUGCCCUGGCCCUGCAGCAGCGCCCAGAGGAGCCCUGAUGGCUUUAGUGCUUUUCAGUGCACCAAAGUUCUGUCAUUUACCCCCAAAGUGCCUAGUCUGGCUGUGGCACACGGGAAGGGACUCAAGCAUCUUGUGGUUUAGAACAUGUUAAUUUUCACUCUGCUUACGGCCCAGCGGUUUCUGCCCACCUCCUUGUAUCGUUUGACUUGAGAAAAAAUAUUUAAUUCCUUCCUUGUUCUUGUCUCCUGUUCAAGGAGGCAGGGGAGGCGAUUGUUUCCUCUUUUCACAAGCAGGUUUUUCAUCAUUUCCCCGUUUAAAGGGCAGCAAUGUAAGCAAGUCAUGACCCUCGCCUCACGAGAAGAAGCCAAAAAACCAGCACAGAGAAGGUGCUGCCAUGAGGAACCCAACUGCUGAUGAACUGGUGGGGAGGACAGCGGGCUCAUAAAAACCCCAAUCAGGGGCAGCUGAGUCGAGCAGCCCACCCGGGCCAGGCUGCCCGUGUCCACUCAGGGUUUCCAGCACUCAGGGCUGGGGCUGAACGGAGCAGGGCCCCACGGCCGCGGUCUCCAGGCAGGGAGGGACACGCUGUCCCUGCUGCCGAGCCUUUCCCCGGCCUCGGGGUGCGUGGCUGCAGCUGAGUCUCCCCUCUCCGAGCAAACCCGGCGGUGCACGUAUCCCCCCCAAGCAGUCACCUUAGAGAACUCUCCGAAAGAGCCGCGGAGGUGCAGCGGAGGCUUUGAGGGUUCCUCUCCCCUCGCCCCAAGUUUCGGGGCUCGGGCAGCCCCGGCUCGGGGGCGGCUCUGCGGGGAGGGGGAGCACCCGGUCCCCCCGCCCAUUUUCACGCUGAUACCCGGCAGCUCCGGCAGCUUCUCCCCCCGCGUUCCUGCGGGGCCGAGGCGGGGCCGGACGCGGGGCGAGGGGCGGCAGCGAGCGGGGCUGCGCCCGCCCGGCCCUGCCCGCAGCUCUGCCCGGCGAGCGGGAGGCACCAGCAGCGCCGAGGAGAGACGCAGCCGCAUCCAAAAUGCUUCUAGUCGGACCAGGAGAGUGGUAAUAGACCUUCUUACUAAAUUAAAUGUGCAGGCUGCUCCUCAAGGCACGGCGCGGUUCAACCGUAGUUGAUUUCCCAGCCACAGCAGCAUGGUGCCUCCAGGGAAAAAGCCAGCUGGGGAAACUUCCAAUUCCAAUAAAAAGUGUAAACGCUAUUUCAAUGAACACUGGAAGGAAGAAUUUACCUGGCUGGAGUUUGACUAUGAGAGGAAGCUCAUGUUUUGCAUAGAGUGUCGGCAGGCGCUGGUGAAGAACAAGCACGGUAAAGCGGAAAACGCCUUUACCGUGGGCACGGACAACUUCCAGCGCCAUGCGCUGCUGCGGCACGUCACCUCCGGCGCGCACCGCCAGGCGCUGGCGGUGAACCGGGAGCAGCUGGCCUUCGAGACGCGUGUCCACGGCCACCCCGAGCUGCGCUCGGUCAUCAAGGUGGAGGUGAACCCCGCGAAGGUGGCCAUCCUCACCACCGUCUACUGGAUGGCCAAAGAGGAGAUCCCGGAUGAGAAGUGCUCCUCCCUGCUCAACUUCCAGAAGUUCAACCUGUGCCAGGCGCUGCUGGCCUCGGAGCACAGCGAGUACUACCACCCCGGCAGCGUCAGGGGCAUGCAGGCAGCCAUUGCCAAAGUCCUCCACAACGAGGACAGGCACAGGAUCAAAGCCUCGCCGUUCAUUGGGCUGGUGGUGGACGAGACUGUGGACGUCCUGGAGCACCGCAGCCUGGCCAUGUUCACCACCACUGUCUCCCCCUGCAACGGGCAGACCUCCACCACCUUCCUGGGCAGCUUCGAGCUGCCCACCGGGGAGGCCUCCACCGUGGCAGGCAAGGUGGGUGAGGUGAUGCGCUCCUUCGGCAUCCCCACCAUGAAGCUCACCUGGCUCAGCGCCGACAGUGCCUCGCUGGUGGCCGAGCGGCUGAGCGGGGUGGGGACGGCGCUGACCCCGCUCUGCCCGCUCCUCACUGAGGUGCACUGCCUGUCCCACGGCACCUCCCUGCUGCUGGCCGAGAGCAUCAGCACCGUCGAGUACCUCCAGAAGUAUGAGACCACCGUGGAUGCUGUGUAUAGGCUCUACUCCAGCUUCCAGGGGGAAGGCGGUAGCCUGCAGGAGCUGCGGAGAGUCCUGGACCUCUGUGAGAUAGACCUCGGGAGCCCCAAAGCCGUCCACUGGACUUCUAUCUUCCCAGCUGUAGAAGCCAUCGACUCCUCGUGGCCCACGCUGGUGCUGCUGCUGGAGAGCGAGGCGGAGCGCUCGCCCGUGGCCCGUGGCCUCUGCGAAGAGCUCAAGAAGUUCCAGUUUGUGGCCUUCACCAAGAUCCUUCUGGAUGUCCUCCCCAUCUUCCAGAAGCUCAGUCGCUUCUUCCAGAUCGAGGACUUUGACCUCUCCAUCCUGAAGCCCAUAGUGUCUGCCACAGCCACCACGCUGCAGGCCCAGCAGAGCACCAGCGGCCAGAACCUCCGGGAGUUCCUCAGUGAGAUGAACCAGCACCCGCAGGACGGCCGGGAGGGCGAGAGCCGCCUCUACUACAAGGGUGUGGAGCUGGCCAACUGCUCCCAAGUGCACCUGAAACACUUUGAGCACCUGAAGGAGAGCUACCUGGAGAGAGUGCGGGGCAACCUGCUGGACAGGUUCCCCAGCAGCGUCCUGGAGGCCAUCAGCUCCUUCUCCGCCAUCUUCAACCCCAAGUGCUACCCCCAGUCUCUGGAGGACAUUGGCAGCUAUGGGGUCAGCGAGCUGAAUUUCCUGCUGCGGGUGUACUCGCGGGUGGUGGUGAGCGAGAGGGCCCUGAGCGACUUUCCCCUCUUCAAGCGCAUCGUCUUCAGCCUCAGCCAGCUCUCCUUCAAGGACCUCUGUGUCAAGCUGGUCUACAGCAGCUCUGAGAUGCACGAGCUCUUCCCAGACUUCGCUGUCCUGGCAGCAAUUGCCCUGGCCUUGCCGCUGGGCUCGGUCCUUGCCGAGAAGAUCCGGCGGGGCCGGGAGCUGCUGAGGCGCGGCCGGUCGCGCCAUGCCAAGGACGAGGGGCUCUCCGACCUCAUGAAGAUCGCCAUCGACGGGCCAGCCAUCAGCGAGUUUAACUUUGCACUGGCCAUCGAGUACUAUGAGAGCAUGAGGGAGUCUGGGUUCAUCGUGGCGCAGGUGAAGUGAGCGUGGCUGGUGAGGGCCGAGCCCCCGGGGCCAGCUCAACGCCACCUUGACCCGUCACUGCUGGGGCCGGGCAGCCGCAGUGGAUGGUGACCGGCUCUGUGCUGGGAAAAGAAAACAGAAUCCUUUGCAAAGCCAUGCUGCUCCCGUGACCACCUCUCCUUCAUACCCCAAACCUCUGUUUGAAUCGCCCAGAGUUCAGAAUGCUGGGGCCGCCUGAAACCCCAAACUGCGAUGAGUUUCUUCCAAGGGUUUGUCGUUAUUUUGUUUUAGGGAGAUGAAGGCAAAGCUCUUGAGCUCAAAUGUCACGUUGCCUUUGCACGAAGAUACCCAGCAGCUUUUGCUUAAUGCUCUGCAAAAAUACAGGAUUUCUUAUUCCGGAGCCUGGAGAGUGAAUGCGGAAAAGGCAGCGCAUCCUCCGAGCUCUGCGCCGACCCCAGCGUGCCUGGCGGUGUCGUGUUGGUGUUCCUUCCACACAGCCCAGGGUAUUUUUAGCAGUGGCAUCAAGUCAUGAUCAUUUCAAGAGCGAGAGAUUUAGGGAAUGAUAUUGUAAUGGCCGAGGAAUUAGUAACUUUAAAUGCAUCGUUGUGUACAUAUGUGUAUGUGUGUAUAUAUAUAAAUAUACAUAUAUAAAUAUAUAUAUUAUAAAGGUCGAUCUUAAUUUUCCUAAAGUUUAAAGUAUAAAGAUAUCUAAAAGGACUUUUUUUUUUGUAAGGACAGAAUAAAUUAUGAGCAGGGGUCCAAAAACCGUCAAUAGCUAAUUCUUGUUCUUUCCAAAACGUCCUCACCUCCUGGAGUUCCCUUUGCACCCCGAGCUCUUGGCGACCUGCAGUGUGGGAGAAAGUCCUUCAACACCUGCUUUCGGGACCAACUGAAGGUGUUCAGCUCGUAUUUCUGCUCUGAAGUGUUACUGUCUGUCCCGAGGUCCCUCCGGACACAGCAGCCCCCUCUUGGCAUCAUUGCCCAUCCCUGGCCGGCCUCUUCAUCCCCCCUUGGACAUCAAGCACUUUCUGACCUUCAGGCUCAACGGGACAUCACCGCUCAACCUCUUCCCCAACUUCAA
Hirundo rustica (Barn swallow) is the source of this 4814-nucleotide messenger RNA. It is a transcript of the gene C27H17orf113, whose product is annotated as chromosome 27 C17orf113 homolog. The coding region runs from base 1703 to 3754 and encodes 683 amino acids. The record is from RefSeq and is a predicted model, not a curated record. The transcript has 4 exons. NCBI's taxonomy places the organism in Eukaryota, Metazoa, Chordata, Aves, Passeriformes, Hirundinidae.